Molecule: messenger RNA, 3147 nt
Organism: Macrosiphum euphorbiae (potato aphid)
Lineage: Eukaryota; Metazoa; Arthropoda; Insecta; Hemiptera; Aphididae
Source: the annotation of a GenBank genome assembly
AUGCCAAAAGUAUGUUUUGUUUGCAAAAAAAACAAGGAAGGUAUUGCAAGUUUUGAAGUAACUAAACAAAGACUUGCAAGCUGGAGUAAAUAUAUUGAUGGGUUAAAUGUAGGUCACAGAAUUUGUGAAAACCAUUUUUCCCCAAAUUAUAUUAUAAAAAAAAAAAUUGUGAAGGACGGCUUAGGAAACAUCAUUGCAGAACAAAAGUAUAAAAAUGCUAUUCUUCUUCAGGGUGCCAUCCCCAGCAUUAAAUGUGAAAAUAUUAUACAAGAACUUGACACUAAUGAUGAUUUAGCUAUUCCCCUAGACAAGUCUGAAAUGAAACACAUUUAUACAAACAAAAGGUCAACAGCUUCAACAUAUGUGUUACCCGUACACAAUGAGACAAAAAGAAUUUGUUUGGAUUCUAAUAAUAUUGAUGCACAUAAAGUAUCAGAUAAUUUCAAUAAAAUAUUGAAUGAUAUGAACAGUAUUAUAGUUCCAUUUAAUUGGUCCAGGAUUCUCCCUGCUAACAAAAAAAUGGUCAUAUUUAGCAAAGUAUUUGUAAAUAAAGACGUAGAACUACCUUAUUUUGAAAGAUGUGUUAGUGUACACGAAGAUAUGACAAUUGAAUGCAGGUAUUUAAAUAAAAUUAUAAAUAAUUAUUCAAUUUUGAAUCAGUCAAAUAUGAGAGAACUAAAUAAUAUUCAAAAUCUGAUUUAUAAUUUUGAUUUGGCUAACAUGUGUAGUGGUGUAAAAAUACCUGAAGAAGACAGAAAGUACUUAACAAAGACAACUUACAAAGAUACAUCGGAUAGUUUCAGACACAUUAAUUGCUCAUUAAUUUUAAAUACAACAGUAUCAAAUCCAAUUGAUCUUAAGGCAAUAAACAAAAAUAAAAAACCAGAAAAUUGUAAAUUUUGUAAAAAAAUAUUGAAUUUGAUAAAAGAAAAAAAAUCUAGAUCACCAAGGUUAAAACGAAUACACAUCCAAGUUACUCCUAGCAAAAAGUUAAAAUUAAAAGCCCUUCGUAACCGCAAUAAACUUAAUACAGAGUCAAAAAAAAGAAUUCAAAACAAAUUAUCUAAAAUACUCAUUGAAUUUAAGGAAUUGAAAAUUAAAUUUAGAAGUUUAGAACAUGAUACAAUAGUUGAAAAAUUAAUUAAAAACAACACUCCUCCAAAUCACUUGUUGUUAAUAAAAGAAAUAUUUGCUGCAGCAGAAAAAAAGGGCCCUAAAGGAAAUAGGUAUACUGAGGAUUGGAUAAUGUUGUGUAUGCUACUCCACAUCAGGUCUCCAUCUGGGUAUUCAUUUAUGAGAGAAAAUAAAUUACUCCCCUUGCCAUGUAUCAGGUCCAUUAGAAAUUAUCUGCAAUUAAUUAAAACAUCUUGUGGUUUUGACGAACAAUUUUUACAACUAUUUGCAAAACACCUAGAAGGAAAAGAAGAAUAUCAAAAACAUGGUUUACUAAUUUUUGAUGAAAUAUCCUUACGCCAGAGUAUUUCUGUUAACACCAAGACUCUAACAUAUUCCGGACUGAUUGAUUUUGGGAGUGAAGAUUUACCAAAGGCAAAUGACUUGAGUGAUAAAGCAACUCAUGGCUUAGUGUUUAUGUUUCAACCUUUGGCUGACUCAUACACUCAGCCAAUUGCUGUGUUUGCCUCAAAAGGUCCAGUAGCAGGUUUAACACUAACUCAGUUAAUUAUAAAAGCAGUAGUUUUAUUGGAAAAUGCUGGAGCAAAAGUGCAUGGGUUAGUGUCUGAUGGUGCCCAAACAAAUAGGAAAGCGUGGAAAGAGUUAGGAAUUCGUGGCCAUCUGAAUGACUGCCAAAGCCACGUAGAACACUUCGUUGACAGUAGUAGGAAAUUUUUUGUAUUUUCAGAUACUCCACAUCUGAUUAAAAAUGUUCGCAAUCGUUUAUACAAUAACAAAGAAUUAUUGGUAAAUCCAACUGAAGGUUUGGUGAAAUGGAAACACUAUGUUUUAUUGCACGAACAUGAUAAAAAUAUAUGUGACAGCCAACUAAGAGUGUGCCCCAAAAUUUCAGACAAUCAUUUGAAAUUAUUGAAUUCUUGUUUGAAAAUGCGUGUCCGCCUAGCCACCCAAGUAUUCAGUAAGUCUAUGGCUGAUGGACUAAGAUUCUAUCAGAAGCAUAAAGUUCCUGGGUUAGAACACUGUGAUGCCACAAUUAAUUUCACUCUAAUUAUGAACAACAUGUUUGAUGCCUUAAAAUGGCUGGAUGAUUGGGAGGCUCGGACUGGAGUUGAUGUCACUGAUAAUCAAUUCUUAACAAAAAGUACUUCUGAAGGUUUACGUGUAACACUGAACUCUUGUAUUGAAUUAACAGAUUACUUAAUAGACAAAUUUGGAUUUAAAUAUGUUCUAUCUGGAAAAAUAAACCAAGAUGCACUUGAAAGAUUUUUUGGUACAGUUCGAAUGGCAUCUGGGGCUAAUGACCACCCUGCCACCCCUACCUUCCUUCAAGUAUAUAAAUUACUUUCUGUAUAUUCUAUUAUAAAACCUCCAAAAUAUGGCAACUGUUCUAUCAAUAUUAUGGACCCUGGAUCCAAUCUAAUACGUUUAUCAGACAUCACGAGUAUAUAUCAUAAUGAUAAAAAAUCACCGACAGCCUUAGAAAACUUGAAAAACAAGCUAGAUACAUUAAUUGACGAUGGAACAUGGGAAUUCACUGACAUCAUUGAACAUGAUUACGCUCAUGCACAAGUAAUUGACUGCUUAAAAUAUUAUAUCACCGGUUACUUGUGUUUUCAAAUUGGCAAAAAGACACAAUGUGUUACAUGCAAGCAAGCAUUUGUCACACACUUGCCACCUACAAAUAAUGUUAAUGCAGCAGAAUUAACAAACUUAAAAUCAAAAGGAAAACUUACUCACCCAAAUAUUAUAUUUUUUAAAUUCAUAAGUGCUGUAGAAGAUUGCUUUAUGAAAAAUAUUAAGAGCCCAGACGUCUAUAAUAAAACUGUAGAUGAUUUAAUUGAACAUUUUCAAAGAUUUAAUUUUCCAUGUCCCAAACACAAAUAUGAGAUUUUUGCCUAUGCAAUUAAGUAUUACUUGAGUAUGCGAAUGAAACAAUGGUCAAGAACAGUGAAUCGGGAAAUUGUUAAAACGAACACAAAGAAGAAAAAACUAGCAAAAUUUUGUACAACAUAG